Pedinophyceae sp. YPF-701 is the source of this 1047-nucleotide messenger RNA. NCBI's taxonomy places the organism in Eukaryota, Viridiplantae, Chlorophyta, Pedinophyceae. The record is from the annotation of a GenBank genome assembly.
AUGGCCCAACCCGGGCUCGCGGCGAGGCUGCGCCUCGCGGAGCGGCAGAUGAUCGCAGGCGACAACACAGCCGCGCAGGAGGCGAGCGCGAGCUUGAUUGCGGACGCAUUGGCCUCGGACGGCGGCCGCGAGGUGGUGUGCGCGGCCGCGUGCGUCAACGUGCAGGCGCUGGACGCGACCGCCGGGUCCGUCGACCCCCUCAAUCACCUCGCGAAGCUCUUCAGCGGCCGCGAGCGCGUCCCGGCGGAGGCGGCGCUCCUGGCCACCUCGAUCAUCCUCAAGCGCUCGGGGCCCGCCGCGGCGCGCGGCGCGGCGGACGUCUACCUGUCCGCCUGCACCACCACGAGCGCGCACAGGCAGUGGGACCCGCGCGCGCGGACGGCGUGGGCCACGGCGUACGCGAGCGACAUUCUGGUUGCUGGUCUGGGGGACCCCCUCUGCGCGGAAAUGUGGGUGGAGACGAACGACCUGGAGCUCGGACGCGAGGAACUCGCCGAGGUCAAGCGCGCGGUCGAAGCUGCGCGGCUGGCCAUGGAGUACGGAGCGGCGAUGAAUCGCCAGCCCUCCAAGGCCGACUCCAACGUCAGCCCCGUCGUCACGCGCCAAGCCAGCUUGACUAUCGCCGAUGCAGAGACCGGCUCGCGCGUCCGUCCCGCGCACCAGGCGCGCGCGCGCACCCCGGGCUCCGAGCCCGGCAGCGCAGCCCCUGCGCGAUCCGCUGGCGCCCUCGGAGCGCUCCUCGCCGCCGCAACAGGCCGGCACGCCGGCACGAUCCUCGGGCAGGUGCGUGGGGUUGUGGAGUUGAUCGAGGGCUGGCUGCGCGCCGCGCUGCGCUCGAUCGGGCUGUUGCCGCGGGCGCACCGUACGAGGGAUCCGCCGGGCGGCGGGGCGCGUGCGGAGCCGUGGCGAGAAGGCGCGGUGUGGGGGGUGGCGGCGUUGGUGGUGCUGCAGAACCGCGCGGUGAUCGGACGCGCGGUGCUGGCGGUGGCGCGGCGGUCGACGGCGUUCGCGCGGUGGAUCCUCGCGGUGCUGCUCGGCAUCGGCUAA